GCUAAAAUUAUUCAACUUUCGGAUCAGUUUACUUCGGUCAGGUCAUCGCAAAAGUAUGCAACUGUUUCUACUGUUAUUAUGCGUAACCUUCCAGCUCGGCUGGGGUCAGAUUAGUCCCCACUCUGAGGUAGUUCGCCGGCUUGAGGGCAUACCGUUGGCGUUGGUGACCUUCCUCGGAGAGUACAGAUCACGGAACGAUACCGACGCUGGAGAAUCUUGGCAGGACAAGUUGUGCGAACAUGAUCUGGAACAGUUUGGAGCGGCGUUGGAACGCAGCGAGUCGUGGGCUUUGGAGAUGUACGAUUCCUGGGGCAAAAUACCUUCGGGUCUACUGCAGGGUAACUUCUUCACGCCAGGUAGCUUCGUGCAGUGUAGACGCUUCGGCAUCCAGAACAGCGCUGGGGUAUUCCAGGGGCAACACUGCACCGUACAGCUGGGCAUUACGGCGGGAUCACCUAUGAUUCCACUGUGGCUGGGGAUCUGCGUACCGGACUCUUGCGAGGCUCCGUUCGUGCGUGAUUUGACCAAUCAGUUUGCUGCGCAAAGCGGGUUGGCUCCUAUCGGAUUCGCCAACCAGGCAAACUUCUGUUAUCGUGGUGAACCGAAGGAGCAGUUUAGUGGGACUGCAAUCAGUGCAAUGGUCAUAUUCGGACUACUUGCAGCUGUUGUUAUCGCAUGCACCGUUGUGGACGUUUUUGGGGUUCUCUUCCUGCGUCCAGUUCCGGCACAGUUCCGAGAAUACUCGUUGUAUAGUAAUCUGUUAGCGGUGAUGAAAACCGUUCCAAGAUCGCUUGAGAAAUCGGAUACCAUUGACUGCGUGAACGGAAUUCGGUCCGUAAUGAUGCUGCAAAUUGUAGCCCACCACGUGCAUGACACCUUGCGUGCGAUUCCCGUGACGAAUCAAGUAGUGAGACAAGAAUACUUUCAGUCUGUUAUGGGAAUUCUGGGAUUCCGAGCAUCGGCCUUGUCGGUGGACAUUUUCUUAGUUCUCAGUGCAACGUUGCUGUCCUAUGGGGUUAUGAAAGAAUUAUCUACCACGAGCAAGUUGAAUGUCUGUAAGCUGUGGAUCCACCGAAUUGUUCGGAUUCUUCCGGCUUAUGCACUUCUAAUUUAUUUCGUAGUAGCUUUCGGGGAGCACUUCGGCGAAGGACCACUAUACCGAUACAUGAUUCAACCGGCUGUCAACGCAUGCUCAGACAACUGGUGGUCGGCGAUUCUCUUCGUCCAGAACUAUGUGAAUCCUGAACGGAUGUGUCUCCCGUACACGUACUACUUGUCCAUCGACAUGCAGCUCUACCUGGUAUCGCCCCUGAUCAUCUACUUCCUGUGGCGUUACGGAUCCCGUUCGCUCACCGGAGUGGCCCUUCUGGUACUGCUCUCCAUGACCUGCGUAUUCGCGACUUUCCUGCACAACGACUACCGUUUGAACCCCCCGAUGAACCCCGAACGUGAGUUCCAGCGAGCUCGUGCCACCUACUACGCCACCCACGCCCGGAUGUCCGUUUGGUUCUGCGGAAUCGCCUUCGGAUACUUUCUCUUCCGAACUCGGGAAGCGCAGGUCAAGUGGCCCGUCUGGAUUCUGACGGCGGGAUCGAUAACCGCUACGGCGUUGACCGCCGUGAUAAACUUUGCCGUGCACGAAAUCUACAAACCAAGGCAAGCCGCCCCAGUUGGGGAUGCCUUCUACGAAGCGUUGCACCGCGUCGGUUGGGUCGUCUGUAUCAUGUGGUUGAUCUUCAUGUGCGUCAACGGCUACGGAAGCCUGCUGAACGAUCUGUUCAGCUGGACGUUUUGGCAACCGCUGGCCAAGCUGUCGUACUGCAUGUAUCUGCUGCAUUUUGUCGUGAUUAUGGUCACCUUCGGAGGAGUGCUUCGGCAGCCGUUCUACUUUAGCGAAAUCAACCUGCAGUACGUAACGCUGGGGGUGGUAGGUUUAUCGGUGGUGGUUUCACUUCUGUGGACACUCUUCAUCGAGCGACCGUUCAUCGCGUUGGAGCGGAACGUCAGAAUGUGGAUUGAAGAAAAAUCGAAACAAUAAAGCAUUA
Molecule: messenger RNA, 2045 nt
Organism: Culex quinquefasciatus (southern house mosquito)
Lineage: Eukaryota; Metazoa; Arthropoda; Insecta; Diptera; Culicidae
Product: O-acyltransferase like protein
Exons: 3
Coding region: 56-2038 (660 amino acids)
Molecular function (GO): acyltransferase activity, transferring groups other than amino-acyl groups
Source: RefSeq, a predicted model, not a curated record